Molecule: messenger RNA, 267 nt
Organism: Mesorhabditis belari
Lineage: Eukaryota; Metazoa; Nematoda; Chromadorea; Rhabditida; Rhabditidae
Source: the annotation of a GenBank genome assembly
AUGCAAGAGGCCGGUAAAGAGCCCUUUGGUGGUGGAAACCCAGCGGAAGCUGAGGAAUUCAAUGGCGACCCUCAACGUUUCUUGGCCACUUAUCUUCCAAGCGAUGUCGUUUUUCUGCAAGAUCACAUUCCGGAACCAGACGUGAAUAUCGAUAUUCCACCGGCAGAAAUGGAAAGUGACCCAGUCCAGCCUGUGGAUCCUGUUGAUGUUCCGGAUGCAAGCUCCAAUGUCGAGGCAAUCGUUCCCGAAAACCUCGAAAAUAAGAUU